CGAGGUCCAUCCUGCGGAAGAGUCGAUGAGAUCUGAUUAUUAGAUCGACUCAGUGACGUGAUCGUUAUUUCGCGUUUUAUUCUGACAGAAGUAAAUUAAAUUCGACCAAACGUCGACCAGUCGAUUCAAAGAUGUCGUCGGAGGAGUUCGAGAAGUUGCACGAGAUCUUCAGCUCGAUGUUCGAGGAACUGAAGCUGAUUCCAGACCGAGCUGCGAGGAGCCAGGGAGAGGAGAGGAAGAGGUUGGUGAGAACCUUCGAUGAGAGACAUGGGGAAGCUGAGGAAGUGUUACAAGGAAUGGAGGAGGAGCUGCGCGGCGCCCCGUCUUCUUAUCGAAAUGGAAUGGCUACCAAGCUGCGCCUGUACCGCCGGGAUCUGGGCAAACUGCAGAGGGACUUGAAGAACUCGGCCCCCGGGUUCAGCUCCUCGUCCCAGCCGUUGGGAGGAAGUCAUCACGGCAUCUACUCAUCAGAGAAUCAGCAGAGUACUCACCUGCAGUCCCAGAGAGCCUUGCUCCUCCAGGGCACAGAGUCUCUGAACAACGCCAGUCAGAGCAUCGAGCGCAGCCAACGCAUCGCUGCAGAGACGGAGCACAUCGGUACCGACAUCAUCGAGGAGCUGGGGGAGCAGCGGGAGCAGCUGGACCGCACCAGGAGCAGAUUGGUGAACACUGGAGAGAACCUCAGUCGAAGUCGAAAGAUCCUUCGUGCCAUGUCUCGGCGGCUGAUGACAAACAAGUUGCUGUUAAGUGUUAUCAUUUUAAUGGAGCUGGCGAUCCUGGGCGCUGUGAUUUACCUGAAGUUCUUCCGAAAAUAAACGUCCCCACCUCAGGAGAGUCUCAAGCUCCUGAUCCAAGAGCAAAACCCGAUUCUCUGCAUCUGUCUCCAUCCACUGUCCAGUAGCAAUAAUGCUGUUCUGCUGUCUCCAGCCAACUGUUUCAUAUUAGUGCAAAGAAGGACAAUAAGAAGCCUCAGGUUCGAACUGAAGCUUCACUGAGGGAAGAGUUUGCCCCCGAGCAGGUGGAGUUUGUUCAACGGGACAAACAAACUUGUUAAUGGGACCAAACCUACAGGACAAACUGUGAACUGAGCGUUUUCUUAGACUCUUAAUGCCAAUGACGCCCCGUGGGACUGUGUUCUGACUGCUGCAGACUCCAGAGAAGAUCCUGCAUGAGUCAGAGUUUGGUUUAAAUUACUGCAUCAUGUAAAGAUUCUGUGGUUUGGUGACAGUGCUCAUGAAAUGACAGACGUUUGCAUAUCAGCUCUGUGAGUUUAAAAAAAAUUAUCUUAUUGGGAUACAUUUCUGUUUGUGUUCUAUUUUAUUGUAUUGUUUAUUAUGUUUAUGAAUCUAAACAACAGUAUGUUGAUGAAAUGGCACCAGCCGAGUGUAUUUUCCUAGAGUCUUCAUGCUCAGUAUCCAGAUGGUUAUUUUGAGCUCGUUUUCUCAAUUCUCUGAUUUGAGAAGAAAGUCAGUCAGAAGUACGAAUGUGUAAAAAAUGUUCUUAACAGUUAAUGAUGUUGUCUAAUCGCUGUAUAACACAAAAAUCUCAGAACAGAGUGUCUUUGUUCUUUAUUUGACAGUCAACAGAUUAAAGCUAAUGUUUAACCUC
Molecule: messenger RNA, 1608 nt
Organism: Platichthys flesus (European flounder)
Lineage: Eukaryota; Metazoa; Chordata; Actinopteri; Pleuronectiformes; Pleuronectidae
Gene: vti1b
Product: vesicle transport through interaction with t-SNAREs 1B
Exons: 6
Coding region: 132-815 (227 amino acids)
Biological process (GO): vesicle fusion with Golgi apparatus; regulation of protein localization to plasma membrane; retrograde transport, endosome to Golgi
Cellular component (GO): Golgi apparatus; late endosome membrane; SNARE complex
Molecular function (GO): SNAP receptor activity; SNARE binding
Source: RefSeq, a predicted model, not a curated record